AUGGAGCUUAGAAAUUUUGAACAAUUUGGUGAUGAUGGAGAAGUUUGGUUCGGAGAAGAUGUUCAAAAGAAGAGUGUUUAGUAUAUACUAAAGAAUUUUGAUAUAGAAAAAUAAUAGCCAAGUGUCUUGGAUGUUGGAACUGGUAAUGGUGCAUUCCUAUUCAAGCUUGCAAAGAAAGGAUUAUAAAAUUUGAAAGGCAUAGACUACAGUGAAUUUUCAAUAAGACUAUCUGAAAAGAUAAGAAGUGAAUUAGAUUAUGCAGAUCAUGUGAAGUUUGAAUUUUAAAAUGCAUUUGAACAUCUUGAUUAGCAAUAGUUUGAUGUGAUUCAUGAUAAAGGAACUUUUGAUGUGGUAGUCAUGAACCCUGAUCUAGAUAAUCAUGACUAUGCUGUCUCAUUAAGGUACAGAUUAAAGAAAGGAGGAAUUUUUAUCAUAACCAGCUGCAACUGCACUUCUGAAGAGCUAGAUUAGAUCUUUUAAAAACCAGGUGUUUUCAAAAAGAAAGAGGAAAUUAAGGGGUACAAAAGUUUUACUUUUGGAGGAGUAGUUGGCUAAGUAAUCUAAUCUUAACUUGAAAUAGAGGAUUCAUAAAAAUCAUUCGACCAAUGUGUAUUAUGCUUGAGUAAAGUUCAAGAGCCGAUGGUCUGCAAGAAAGGGCAUCUCUUCUGCAAGAUUUGCAUUAUAGAAAAUUUGAUGAAGCAAAAGAAAUAGAAAGACAUGGAGAUAAAGAGAUACCUUCGAGAAUAGGAAACAAUCUCGUAAUAGAAGUAGGAAGAGGUAUAGAAGCAGGCGCUUAACAAAAUUAAUACCUUUGAAAGCAAGGAACUUGCUAUGCCUCAGGCAUCUCUUACUUCAAAAUAGAUAAAGCUUCAAGAUUUGAGUGAUGAUUAAAGAGUAUAACAAGAGUAAUUAGAAGAAAUGCAAAAGAAAAAGGAGGGCCCUACAGUCAAAAGAGAGGAUUAAAAGUAGGAAUGGAUAAAGACUAGCUUCUGGGCUCCUGAUAAUGUUCCAGCACUUUAAAAAGAGGAAAUGAAAGCACCAUCAAAGAAACUAAUCUGCCCUGCUCAGAUAAAAGAGAGUAUUGAGGAGCAUUAGAUAAAAAUGAAAGACCUAGUUAAUUUGAAAAUGGAAUAAAAUGAGCAAAAUGAGUAUAUAUGCUGGAUUUGCAAGAAGGGCCUAGUCCAUCAGAAAAUAAUUGCCUCUAAGAAAUGUGGUCAUGUAAUGUGCAAAGAAUGCGUCACAAAGUUUUGUCUAGUCAGUAAUAAGAAUGAAGAAUAGAGAUUUCAGUGCAACGUUUGUGAUAAGCAAUUUGAGAAAAAAGAUAUGAUUGAACUUAAGGAAAGUGGUUCAGCCUUCGCGUCUCAUUCUAAAGUAGAAGCAACUAUACAAAAGCCAACUUUCUAAUGCUGA
This is a messenger RNA of Stylonychia lemnae, 1410 nucleotides long. NCBI's taxonomy places the organism in Eukaryota, Ciliophora, Spirotrichea, Sporadotrichida, Oxytrichidae. The record is from the annotation of a GenBank genome assembly.